UCUCCCUCUCUUUCUCUCUAUUCCUGUAAUAAAGGUGGUGACCAUCCCUUUAAGAGCGGCUCCUGUAAUAAAGGUGGUUGACCAUCCCUUUAAGAGCUGUGUGUGCAGUGUGGAUAUAGUGUGAACCUGCCCAGAGAGCUGGAUUGUGGAGCAGCGAGUGUGUCUCUGCCUGGCUCACUCCUCUCACACACACCUUGCCGCAAGCCUGGACAGAGGGACACAGAGACGGCAGCUACCCACUGAGCCUCUCUCCUCCCUGGGCUGUGAGACCAGACCUCAACCCCCUCCCGCUAGCUGAGGACCAGGAGACCCACCUCUAGAGACCCACAGCAGACCUCAGAGCAAUGUGACCACUGACUGAACCAAGCCAGGACCAAACAGGCUGUUAUGGAUCUGAGAAGAAGAAGGAACAGAAGAAACAGCACGCUGUGAAUCCCUGCUGGUCCAGUCACAAUGGUCCCAGUUCUGUUUUUGGUGGCAAUCACGUUAUCAACCAAUGACACUUCCAAUGAAGACCGGACAGGAGAAGACACAAAGUCCCAGAGUUCCCACAUCCUGCCUACCGUGCUGGUCUUCUCCGUGCUGCUUGUCAUCAGCAUUCUGCUGGCCUGGUACUUCCUCAGGAUAAGGAACCAGAGAAAGGAGGUCGUCACAGCAGUCGACAAGAAAAUACCGAAUGGAAUCCUGGAAGAACAAGGUCCGGUCACCUUUAAUAAUGAGUCUUUAUCUUCGUUAUGUCAUUGAUCCGUUAUUUGUAACCAGGGCAGUGGCAUUGAGAUCGACCUCUUUUUCAAGUGAGCCCUGGGUUGAAGAACAAAGUGAAACUGAUUUGCUUAACACAUACGGGCAUCGUUGAGAAGAGACAAUUCGAAAGAGUUUUAAUGUCAAGCUGUAGGCGGAGGAGUCUUCUCUGUUCUUGCAGGAGUCCCCUCGCUGUCAUGUGGUUGUUGUCUGACUUCCUGUGGUUACUGAUGUGAAGGGAGGCAACCAAUAGAUAUUUUUCUAACCUACAUCAACUAAGAAGUCUCAAUCUGCAUCGUGCAGUAGGCCUCGAUGCCUCACUAUGUCCUUACCACGUAAUACACUAUAUUUAAUGAGGCGUUCUCCAUAUGUAUUUCGUCAACACGGUCGGUGUGUUACAUACACAUUUAUUAACAAACAAGCAGCCGUUGUUACAUCCAUUAUUCAUUACAUUAUCACUGUGAUAAUCCUCUAUUAGCUGCAUUGUUACAUCCAUUAUUCAUUACAUUAUCACUGUGAUAAUCCUCUUAGCUGCGUUGUUACAUACAUUAUUCAUUACAUUAUUCAUUACAUUAUCACUGUGAUAAUCCUCUAUUAGCUGCAUUGUUUCAUACAUUAUUCAUUACAUUAUCACUGUGAUAAUCCUCUAUUAGCUGCGUUGUUACAUCUAUUAUUCAUUACAUUAUCACUGUGAUAAUGCUCUAUUAGCUGCGUUGUUACAUACAUUAUUCAUUACAUUAUUAAUUACAUUAUCACUAUGGUAAUGCUCUAUUAGC
Molecule: messenger RNA, 1517 nt
Organism: Oncorhynchus tshawytscha (Chinook salmon)
Lineage: Eukaryota; Metazoa; Chordata; Actinopteri; Salmoniformes; Salmonidae
Product: receptor-type tyrosine-protein phosphatase epsilon-like
Exons: 4
Coding region: 454-744 (96 amino acids)
Source: RefSeq, a predicted model, not a curated record